AUGACUUCUAACAAACGUCUCGAGCAGAUCAAGGACCACAUCGCCGGAGAAAGCCCUCGCGAUCGCCUUAUCAACCACAGACACCCCGACGAUGUCGUUAUCGUCUCGGCGGUUCGAACUCCUAUUUGCCGAGCCGGAAAGGGCGGGUUCAAGGACAUGUACCCCGAAGAUCUAUUGGCCGUCAUAUUGAAGGCAGCGGUCGAGCGCGCCAAGAUUGACCCCAAGAUCGUCGAUGAUAUCCAGACAGGCAAUGUCCUUCAGGAACUCGGUGGUAUCAAAGUCGGUCGUGCCGCCAUGUUCGCCGCAGGAUUCCCAUACACGACGACAUAUGGUGUGUUGAAUCGCCAGUGCUCGUCGGGCUUGCAGGCCUGCAACUAUGUUGCCAAUGCCAUCCGAGCCGGAGAGAUCGAUGUCGGUAUUGGCGCUGGUGUAGAGUCAAUGACUCACGACUAUGGCUCCAAAUCAAUGCCCUCUCGCAUCUCGCCCGCGAUCAAGGCUGCCCCCGGUGCCGCGGACGUGUUCUUCCCUAUGGGUAUUACCUCCGAGAAUGUUGCCAGCCAGUUCUUGAUCUCGCGUGGAGACCAGGAUCAGUUCGCUGUCGAGUCACACGAGAAGGCCUUGAGGGCUCAGGAACUGGGGCUGUUCAAUGCCGAGAUCGUCCCUGUUAAGGUUACUCAAAAGUCCACUGUCAAGGAUGAGAAUGGUCAGGAGAAUCAGAUCGUCAAGGAAGUGAUUAUUUCAAAGGAUGAAGGCCCUCGUGCAGGAUCGACCACUGAAAAGUUGGGCAAGUUGAAACCCGUCUUCAAAAAGGAUGGAUCGACGACUGCUGGAAACGCUUCGCAGGUCUCGGACGGUGCUGCGGCGGUGGUGUUGAUGCGUCGUAGCAAGGCGAUCGAGCUUGGGUGCCCCAUCUUGGCACGUUGGUGCGGCGCCAAGGUCACGGGCGAAAAGCCUUCUAUUAUGGGCAUUGGACCCGCGACCGCCAUCCCUGCUGUGCUGAAAAAUGUUGGAUUGCAGGUGGAUGAUGUUGAUAUCUAUGAGAUCAACGAGGCCUUUGCCUCUCAGGCUCUGUACUGUGCGCGCCAUUUGAACAUCAAGCCUGCCAAAUUGAAUCCCAAGGGUGGUGCCAUUGCCCUCGGUCACCCAUUGGGGAUGACUGGUGCCAGGCAGAUGUCGACCUUGAUUACGCAGUUGCAUCACACUGGCCAGAAGAUUGGAGUCAUUUCCAUGUGCUAUGGCAUUGGAGGGGGCAUGGCUGCUGUGAUCGUCAGUGAGCAAUAA
Molecule: messenger RNA, 1281 nt
Organism: Linnemannia hyalina
Lineage: Eukaryota; Fungi; Mortierellomycota; Mortierellomycetes; Mortierellales; Mortierellaceae
Source: the annotation of a GenBank genome assembly